UAUCCUUUUGACACGGCGGACAAAAAUGGGGUGGGUCAGAGAUAGUUUGGUUCGCCGACGAGGACGAGAGGUGAUGAAUGCAAGUUAUUAGCUUUCCACGUGGCGGGCCCCUGCUGAAUGAUGACACGCCAUCAGCUGUUCUUCACGUUUUCUUGUCUUUUUUUUUUCCUUAAGAACAUAAAAAGUCAAAAGAAAAAAAAAAAAAGAUGGAAUGACGUCAGGUGGGGACCACCAUCGUCACUCUCCGCGUUACCGUUGAUUUCAUAGCUCUGCCGAACUGCCGUUGACGUCUGGAGUUGAGUUAGCGUCCAUUUAAAUCCCCACGAGGCGACCAUAGAAAGGGCAGUAAUUCAAGAAUUUCUGUCUGUCUAUGUGGAAAUUGGGGGCCAUGAACCAAGCAAUUCCUUACAGAUCAAUUGACACAAAACAGAGCCUAGUGAGCGCGGCAUUUGGGGGCAGUGGAUCAUGGCGCGAUGUGAGCGCGUCCGUGUCGGAAAGUGCGGCGAUAGUGUUUGCUAGAAGAGGGUGUUGCAUGAGCCAUGUGGUGAAGCGGCUGCUUCUCGGACUUGGAGCGAAUCCGGCGGUGUAUGAGGUGGAGGAAGACGAGGAAUCCGGCGUGGUGGAGGAAUUGGAGGCAAUCGCGCAAUUGGGGAAGGGGAAGGUAGAGUUGCCGGCGGUGUUUAUUGGGGGGGCGUUGUUUGGAGGGCUGGAAAGAGUGAUGGCUACGCAUAUUUCUGGGGAUUUGGUUCCUAUUUUGAAACAGGCCGGCGCUUUGUGGCUUUGAAUUAUUCCCUUCCCUUCCCUUCCCUUCCCUUCCCUUCCCUUAUUCUCUAUCAAUCUUUCACCAUUUUCUUGCUCAAUUUUGCUUGCAAUUCGGGGAAUUCUUUUUCUUUUUUUCCUAAUUAGAUAUCGUAAAUGGAAUUUUUAGUAACUAUUUCA
Messenger RNA from Cucurbita pepo subsp. pepo (vegetable marrow), 939 nucleotides. RefSeq names its product glutaredoxin-C9. NCBI's taxonomy places the organism in Eukaryota, Viridiplantae, Streptophyta, Magnoliopsida, Cucurbitales, Cucurbitaceae. The record is from RefSeq and is a predicted model, not a curated record.